This is a messenger RNA of Uranotaenia lowii, 1837 nucleotides long. RefSeq lists its product as uncharacterized. The transcript has 3 exons. The record is from RefSeq and is a predicted model, not a curated record. Lineage: Eukaryota; Metazoa; Arthropoda; Insecta; Diptera; Culicidae. The coding region runs from base 1 to 1626 and encodes 541 amino acids.
AUGAUUUUUGAGGUUAUUUUUAAAAGUGAGGAGGAAACUGUGCGACUUACGUGCCCAAUAUGUGAUGGUAUUGGCCUGGGCUGCGGCGCCUAUUCCGUCGUUAGAAUAUUGCAAGCGUCGAUCAACAGCAGAUACAACGUCAAAGAUUCAUUCGAGUUCUGCGAAUUUAUCAAUGAAGUUGUAUUACCUCCAGAUCACGUUCUUGUUUCGUUCGACGUCGUCUCUUUGUUCACGUGCAUUCCCAGGGACCUCGUUCUAAGCAACAUUAUCAACAACUGGGAUGCAAUCAAGAAGAACACCAACAUCAACUUAGACAUGUUUCUCGAAAUCAUCAACUUUUGCAUGAGUUGCAGCUAUUUUAGGUUCAAAAAUAAAUACUAUCAACAGACAUACGGCACGGCGAUGGGCAAUCCUGUGUCCAGCCCGAUAGCCGAUUUCGUCAUGGAAUCACUGCUGGACAGCGUGACACGGACACUUGAUUUCCAGAUACCGAUCCUAAGGAAAUACGUCGACGAUCUACUACUAGCGCUGCCACACGAACAAGUUGAGAAGGUAAGAGAAAAGUUUAAUCAGUACCACCCAAAAAUCCAAUUUACGGUUGAAAUCGAAUCGAAUCGUCGCCUUCCGUAUUUGGACUUGGUACUGAUUAGACAAUCCGACCAAUCUAUAAAAACCGAGUGGUAUCAGAAAUCGAUAGCGUCGGGACGUUUUCUGAAUUUCCGAUCAGCCCACAACACACGCCUCAAAAUCAACACGGCAUUAAAUUUUAUUAAACGAGUGAAAACCUUCUCAACAAACGUUCCCCCCGACGAUGCAAUCAAGUUGAUUCACGAGAACCUUAGGAAAAAUGAUUAUCCAACGUCCCUGAUCAAUAGAUUAAUCCGUAAAGCAAACGAAACCGACAUCCCCCUCCAAAGCACACAAGAAACACCCACACAACACUACCGAUCCAUAUUGCAUAUCGACGGCCUAACUGCAAAUGUAGUCCGUGCGCUUAGGACGGAUUACCCGCAUGUACGCAUCGGCACCACACAACAGCACACAAUACGCAGCCUACUGCCAGUGGUGAAAGAUCCGAUGCUACCGAUCGAUCGCUCCAAUGUGGUUUACAAUAUACCAUGUGCGGGCGCACCCGAACGUAAUGAAGAGUGCAAUAAACGAUAUGUAGGACAAACUAGUUACAAGUUACGUACUAGAAUGUCCAAACAUAAAUGCGAUGUGAACAAACUAAAACGCAUCAUAGCCACGGGGUCCACAGCAUCAGACCCGAGCAUAAAAGAACUGCGACAAUCAGCCGUCGUAGACCACUGUUUCGACCAGGGACACAUGUUCGAUUUUGAUAAGGCCACCGUUCUCGACAGCUCGAACAAACACCGCAAGCACCUAGAGGUACUCGAGAUGUGCUAUAUUCAAAGCACUCCGAGUACUGUCAACAUCCAGAGCGACACCGAUGGACGAGCAAUUUCAUACGGCGGAGUGUUCCACACACUAUCGAAAACAACUCACAAGCACUCAUCGGCGCCGAUUUCUGGCUACAAUAGAAACGCAAUGCAAACCCAAACAACAACAAACAGUGAGUGGAGUGAACCAAGUUUUGCCACGGACGGUUUUCUAACGACGGAAUAGGCGCCGCAGCCCAGGCCAAUACCAUCACAUAUUGGGCACCCAGAAUAUCGACGAUCGAUGAACGCUAUAGGAGCAGAUCUGUUUUGGACGAUAACACUUAUGUCCGAGUAAGUGAUUAAUGAUAAAUUGUUAAUCAUUAGAAAUAUGUUUUAUGCUUUCCUAUUCAAUUUUAGUUCCUUGAAAAAGAAUACAUAGUAUUUGAAACGUUGGA